Papaver somniferum (opium poppy) is the source of this 1683-nucleotide messenger RNA. RefSeq lists its product as uncharacterized. Lineage: Eukaryota; Viridiplantae; Streptophyta; Magnoliopsida; Ranunculales; Papaveraceae. The record is from RefSeq and is a predicted model, not a curated record. The coding region runs from base 1 to 1683 and encodes 560 amino acids. The transcript is spliced from 3 exons.
AUGUCUAAACUUACUACCAAAUUUGAAACCCAUGAAACAAACGUCAAGACUCUUACUGGUAGUUUGGAAAAGAAGCUUGAAACUAUAGAAAAGAGGUUAGUUUUCCAAGGAGAUUAUGUAAACAAAUUAUUGAAACACACUGGUUUAGAAAAGGAAGACAUACCUGAUUUAGUCGAUGAUACAGAUAGACAAACGAAAACAAAAGGUUAUAUUCACAAAAACUUUGCAACAGUAACUAUCAACAGUGAUGACGAAGACAAAAACGAAGAUGUCCAAGAACAACAAUGGAUAGAAGAAAGACGAUUAAAGUCUAAUACGAAUCCUUAUGGAAACCUUCCAGAAUAUAAAUUAAAGGCUGAUGUACCUAACUUUAAUGGUGGGUUACAUAUUGAGGAUUUGUUGGAUUGGUUAUAUGAAGUAGAAUCGUUUUUCAUUUUUAUGGAAGUCCCUGAUUCUUCUAAGGUGAAACUGGUAGCAUAUAAACUUAAAGGUGGAGCUGCAGCUUGGUGGGAAACUCUCUGUGAUAAUCGACGUAAGUAUCACAAACCUCCUAUACGAACUUGGAAGAGAAUGCUAGACUUAUUAAGAGCUAAGUUUUUACCACAAGAUUAUAAACAACAGUUGUUUCUCAAACUUCAAAACUGUCGACAAGGAGCUAGACUAGUAAAAGAAUAUGUAGCUGAAUUAUAUGCAUUAAUUGCUCGCAACAGAUUGAAUGAAACUGAAGAACAUUUGGUUGCAUGUAUUAUAGAUGGAUUGAACAACCUAAUUCAACAGGGAAUGACACAAUACGUAUUUACAAUGGUUGAAGCUAUUCAACAAGCUAUUAAGAUUGAAAGGCGUGUACUAAAUUCUUCUAGACAAACAACUCCACGAAAAGCUCGUUAUCAACAUUUUUAUAAAGCUGCCAGACCAUCAAAUUCUUAUUAUGGUAACCAGGGUGAAAGGGGAUCAACAAUGGUUGUUGAUCCACAAGAAUUCAGUUUUGGUUCACAACAACAACCACAACAUCAACCUAAACCAACAAGUGUCGGAUUUUCUAAUAGGAUGCAGAAUCAGUUUCCUCCUCCAAAUAAGCCAACUAAUAUUUAUUCGAAAUUUCGUGGAGAUAAAUGCAAUCAACCUGGUCAUUCUUCCUCUGAUUGUCGUCGAUUUAAUGGUUUCAUUGGAGAUAAUCAAGUACAUACUGAAUCAAAGGAUGUUAAAGUUUUUGAUGAUGAUGAAGGUGACGAAGAUGAAAAUAUUGAAUUACAUAAGACUUAUGGUGAACACUUUGUUGGAAUGAUUCGAACACUCAUGCUUACUGAACCAUGUUAUUCUCAAAGACAUAAUAUUUUCAAAACCAAGUGCUUUAUUGGUGGAAAAUUUUGUGAUAUGAUCAUUGACAGUGGCAGUGUCGACAAUUACAUUGCAUCUGUUGUUGUAGAGAAAAUGGGAUUACCAACUACACCACAUCCUACUCCUUAUUUUGUAGGUUGGGUGAAUAGUUCCUCUACACAAAGAAUUACUCAUCAGUGUGUUAUUAAGUUUUCUUUUGUUGGAUAUGAAGAAUCUGUGCUAUGUGAUGUUAUCGAUAUGACUGCAACACAUCUCCUACUUGGAAGACCAUGGCAGUAUGACGUUAGAGCAGUUCAUAACUAUUUUGAUAAUACUUAUACCUUUUAUAAAGAUGUAAAAGAGUGA